Anopheles marshallii is the source of this 1065-nucleotide messenger RNA. RefSeq names its product STE20-related kinase adapter protein alpha (gene Stlk). Gene Ontology annotation, molecular function: ATP binding; protein kinase activity; protein serine/threonine kinase activator activity. The coding region runs from base 1 to 1065 and encodes 354 amino acids. The transcript has 3 exons. Gene Ontology annotation, biological process: protein phosphorylation. NCBI's taxonomy places the organism in Eukaryota, Metazoa, Arthropoda, Insecta, Diptera, Culicidae. The record is from RefSeq and is a predicted model, not a curated record.
AUGUUCGACAAUAACAUCAACAAUUACGUGCUGAAGGUAGAGUUGGCGAAAUGUUUCGGCAAUCUUGGGACGGUUUAUCUGGCACAGCAUCGGCCCACCCGGCAGCACGUAGCCGUGAAAAAGUUCCUAGUGGAGGAUCUGAAGAACGACAUUACGUACGUAAUGGAUGAGGCAAAGCAUCUGCGUGAGUUCGACCAUCCGAACAUCCUCAGCUACCACACCGCAUUCGUACACAACCUCGAUCUGUACUUUGUCCUGCCGCUCAUGUGUUACGGCUCCUGUAGGGAUACGAUGAAUAACUACUUCGAAAUAGGUUUCCCCGAACCGAUUCUGGUGUGCAUUCUGCGAGACAUCCUACAGGGGCUGGUGUACUUGCAUUGGAAAGGUUAUAUCCAUCGAUCGAUUCGAGCAAGCCACGUCUUUCUUAACGAAACGCGUGCCGUACUGGGAGGCUUCCGCGUAUGCACCAGCUUCCUCGGCGAAGGUAAACGAAUACGUAACCUGCACGAGUUGCCGCCACACUCGGUGAAAUCACUAAACUGGCUAGCGCCGGAAGUUCUGGCACAGAAUCUGACCGGCUACACUGAGAAAUCGGACGUGUACAGUCUGGCGAUGACGGCGUAUGAGCUGGCGAACGGUGUGGAACCGUACUUCAACAUUACGGCCACUCUCAUACUGGCGGAGAAAUUGAAGGGAGGCGUCUACCUACCGAUGCUGCUGGAUGCUACGACCGUACCAAGCGAAGACGCGACACAGCCGAAUGAAGCGGCCACUCCAUUGAGACAAAUCUAUGCCUCCAGACAGUUCUCCGAUGCGUUGCACAAUUUUGCCGAGCAAUGUUCGGAAAGGGAUCCGACGAAUCGACCCAAUACAUCCGCCUUAUUAUCACACCCCGUAUUCAAGCUGGUUACUCACACCAACAUUAGAGAACAAUUUGCACUGCACUGUAUACAAACCGUCGAUUUUGAUUCAAUUCAAGAUUCCGACAUCAAUCUGACCGAAAGCUUCUCGCAGAUGCGCAUGGAAGCAGGGGGUUCCUUCGAGUGGGAUUUUGAUGAAUCGUAA